Molecule: messenger RNA, 3495 nt
Organism: Stegastes partitus (bicolor damselfish)
Lineage: Eukaryota; Metazoa; Chordata; Actinopteri; Pomacentridae
Product: phosphatidylinositol transfer protein beta isoform
Exons: 11
Coding region: 45-860 (271 amino acids)
Biological process (GO): phospholipid transport
Cellular component (GO): cytoplasm
Molecular function (GO): phosphatidylinositol transfer activity; phosphatidylinositol binding; phosphatidylcholine binding
Source: RefSeq, a predicted model, not a curated record
CGGUCGCUGGGCAGUACCAGCAGCACCAAAAGCGAGGAGUUACGAUGGUUCUCAUCAAGGAGUACCGUGUGGUUUUACCCUGUUCUGUUGAGGAGUAUCAAGUUGGGCAACUGUUUUCUGUGGCUGAAGCAAGUAAAAAUGAGACGGGUGGUGGUGAGGGCAUCGAGGUUCUCAAAAACGAACCCUAUGAAAAAGAUGGAGAGAAAGGACAGUAUACGCACAAAAUCUACCACCUAAAGAGUAAAGUCCCAGGGUUUGUCAAGCUCUUUGCCCCUGAAGGCUCCCUGAUAUUCCAUGAAAAAGCUUGGAAUGCCUACCCCUACUGCAGAACCAUUGUGACGAAUGAAUAUAUGAAAGACAGUUUCUUUAUUAAAAUUGAGACAUGGCACAAACCAGACCUUGGAACACAAGAAAAUGUGCACAAACUAGACGAAUCCACAUGGAAGAGUGUAUCUGUUGUGCCCAUUGACAUUGCAGACAGAAGUUAUGUGUCCAAUGCUGACUACAAACCAGAUGAGGAUCCCGCCAUAUUCAAAUCCGUUAAGACCGGCAGAGGACCUCUUGGGCCCUCCUGGAAGAAAGAGCUGGUUAGUAAACCCGAAUGCCCAAGGAUGUGUGCCUACAAACUAGUCACAGUCAAGUUCAAGUGGUGGGGCCUGCAGUCCAAAGUGGAGAACUUCAUCCACGAGCAAGAGAAGAGGAUCUUCACUAACUUCCACCGCCAACUCUUCUGUUGGAUUGAUAAGUGGGUGGAGCUGAAUAUGGAUGAUAUCCGGAGGAUGGAGGCAGAAACCCAGAAAGAGCUGGACGAACUUCGCAAACAGGGUGAAGUGCGAGGAACCAGCGCUGCAGACGAAUGAAAAGGCAAAGGAUUUUAAACACCCACGAUGACAGCAGUGAUGGAGACUGCUAAGAGGGCUCCGCUGGUGCCACUUUAUACCUUAACUGAUUCAGGCUGUGGAGGAGGGAGCAACUGCUACCUGCAAUCAAUAGAGCAGAUCCCUGAUUUGAACCCAAUCAUAGACAUUCUAUCCAGUGAGGAAUUGAUUUCUAGAAACCAACACGAUCCUAGCAGAUAAGACUCUGGUUAAUUUUGAUCUCCUGGGCAGUGAAAGGCCAGCUAUCAGCAUCAUGUUAUUGAGACCUAGCCUUCUGGAGAGAUAUGAAGAGGAGCAGUGUAUGUAUAUUUUUAUGAAAGCAAAAUCCAUCAGCCUAAUUCCGCAGUGAUAGGUGUUGGAUCAAAUAUUUCCUCUGUAUUAUUUACUUUUUUUUUUUUAAGCAUUGCCUCCAACACAUUCCUCACCAGAUGAUGCCCUGUAUGACCUCUCUUUGUCUCCUCCUUGGUCUUAACUGUACACACUGUGGCUCAGUGGUUUGCAUUCCCUGGCAUGAGACUGUUUGUCAUACUCAUGUUCCUUCCUGCCACAGCCUCCAUUAAGUGAUUACUAACACCCUUGGCGCCUUGGCCCAUUGUAAUCCUUCUCCCAUCGCCCCACCUUACCCAAAGCACUGCAUCUUAUUAACACUGACAAUCAUGCCUGUACAGGUAUUCACUCUCACUCUCAUGCAGACUUAAUAGAAACCCACACACACACACACACACACACACAUGCGUAUGACACAUACAUUGCGCACAUUGCGAAAAAAAAAAAGCAUGCAAAUUCACUCUUGCGCAUAUACACACACACUCCCAGGUGUGGAUACCUUUGCGCUGACUGAUCCCUUUAAAAGCUCAAGGUGGGCAGAUCCAUGCAGGCUUGUUCCUUUGGAUGUGUUUACAGCUCUCACUGACGCCCCACCCCCCAAUCCCCUCCACCCUCGCUAUUCUGAAGACAUUCACACAUAACAUACAACACAGCAUUCACCUCCCUAACAGAUGUCCCUAGAGGAAAAACUGCACUGAAAAACAGCCACAGAUGGUGCUACACCCCUCCAGCCUCUGUCACAAGCCAAACUGUACUGCACUCACCCAGCCCACCCCAGAGGCCUGUCUCACUCAUCUGGUUCUCAGAGGUAGACGCUUUCCAACAGGCCUCGUCUUCUGCUUCAUUCCAGCCGUGUUUACAGAUUUAUAAUUGCCUUAUCAGUGUCCAGUCAACACCAGCACCACGCACUGCUUGCCUUAAUCUCUGGACCUUUUAUACCUAUGAGACCUGUUACACCUAUCGUACCUCCGCUGCCAGCUAUUGCUCUAGCUACCUCCCUCAUUUCUGACUGGCAAUUUUCCUGAUGCCUAAGGGUUAGCAUUAGCUGUUAGCUGCUGCUUGUUAGGAGUAAAUCUUGGCAGACAGAGCUUUAUGAGCUAAGUUGUUUGUGAUGACUCUCAGUUUUCUUCAGGGCGUGGAACUGCAUACGAUUCCUUUUGUUUUUCCAGUGCGCGUCACAGCACCUGAGCAAGUGCAAUUCCUUCAGCAAGCAAAAUUGUGUUCGUUGCGGCUGUAACAGCCAGUGUGCACUUGUGUCACCGCAAAGGGCUGCAGAUUCACAUCGCUGCCUCUGACCAGCUGUUGGAUAGAUAUGCCAUAUUAAUGAGUCUUGACUCUCAACUCUAAAGCGCACUUUUGCAAUUUAGGCUUUAGAACCACACGUUAUCAACCUUCAGUGUUGAUUCUUUGUAGUGUUAAAAAAAAACAAGAAAAGCUUUUUAGAAAUGUUUUUGAAGACAAACAUAUAACAAAAUAUUCUUGGUGCAAAGAGUCUAAUGUUUUUAUUUCCUGUCAGUCUGAGGGAAAGUGAUCACUUCCCCAAUAAUGGAUUAUUGGCUUGUCCAAAGAGUGUAAAUGGAUUUCUGAUAUGUUUACAUGUGUUCAGCAAUUGUAGUUUAUUAUAGGAAAAUUAGGAAGCUGUUGUCUGAGGCGAUGUUUGUCAGUGACAAAAAUGCUCAGGUGAACAAUACAACACAAAGCUUUUUUCUUUUUCUUUUUUUUUUGGAUAUAGUUACUCAUCAGUUGCACCAAACAACUGAUGUCCUUUCUCAAUACCAUAUUCCUAAAUACAGCAUGCCAGUUUCAAUACGACACGAUGGUUGCGAUAUGGCUUAUUCCAUUUCUAUCACUGUAUAUGGGAGACAGCCACCUGGUCUUUGUUACUGUACUGGAAUUAUAAGCAUGCAAAAAUGUGGAACAGUUGGUCUACAGUGUAAUCAGUGUUUCCAAGUCAAUCUUAAUGAUUCCUGCUGUCUGUUGAACAGAGAACCCAAUGGCUUAAGACAAUGACUUCAAUCAGUUGUUUGCCAUAUGUCAAGACAACGAUAUUGGCGAGAGGAAGUAUUUACAAAGCAACUGUACAAUCUUAUCCUAAUUUAUGAAAUCCACAACUGUUUAAUUUCCUAAAGCUUGCUUUUUAAAAGGUUCUGAUCAGCUUUUGAAAAUCAGGGGACAUGGUAGUGAAUGUAUGAUAUAUUGUGCCUUUUCUUUCUGUAGAUCUUUUUGUGUGCCAUUAAGUCUACAUAUUGUUCCUAAGUAUAAAUAAAUUUUGUCUGGGAAAUAAAUUACA